Molecule: messenger RNA, 2234 nt
Organism: Pyrus x bretschneideri (Chinese white pear)
Lineage: Eukaryota; Viridiplantae; Streptophyta; Magnoliopsida; Rosales; Rosaceae
Exons: 5
Coding region: 321-2156 (611 amino acids)
Molecular function (GO): protein binding
Source: RefSeq, a predicted model, not a curated record
CAAUUCGACUUCGCUCACCUUUCUGCACUUUCUCUGUGAUCUUCUCUCACUUUCUCAUCGAUCCCCAGAAACCCAUAACUAUAUAAACAAUUCACGCGGCAAGGCAAACUAACUUGUUUUCCUUCCCUCUUUCUCUGCAACGCUUUCUCUAUCUAUCAAGAAACGCGUCUGAAAACUUUCCCUAGAAAGUGACGCGUCCUUCCGGCAACCAAAAUCCCUUUCUUGGAGAGAUUCACCAAAAGGGUCUCAAGAUUUUCCCGAGAAAGUGAUUUUUUUUUCCUGGGUAAUUUCAUAGAUUUUUCUCUCGUAGUAAUAGCCCAAUGUGGACCCGAGACAAGAACUUUGGCACAAGAGGCUUCUCGACGCCGCCUGCGACAUGGAAGACGGCGCCGCCAACUCCUCCGGUGGUGCCGAUGUCAGAGAGGAAGAGAGUGUCGCCUUCUGAUAGAGAGGAUCAUUUUCACGUUGUGCAUAAAGUGCCUGCUGGCGAUUCUCCCUACGUCAGAGCCAAACAGGUGCAGUUGAUAGAAAAGGAUCCAGGCAAAGCCAUAUCCCUCUUCUGGGCUGCUAUAAAUGCUGGGGAUCGAGUUGAUAGUGCCUUGAAAGACAUGGCAAUUGUGAUGAAACAAUUGGAUCGAGCGGAGGAGGCUAUUGAAGCGAUCAAAUCUUUUCGUCAUCUCUGCCCGUAUGAUUCUCAGGAAUCUCUUAACAAUGUUUUAGUUGAACUGUACAAGCGGUCGGGGAGGAUUGAAGAAGAGAUUGAAAUGCUUCAGUCCAAAUUGAAACACAUUGACGAUGGUGUAGCUUUUUGUGGAAGGAGGACAAAGACUGCAAGAUCUCAGGGGAGGAAGGUUCAAAUUACCGUUGAGCAAGAGAGAGCAAGAAUACUAGGAAACUUGGCCUGGGCUUACUUGCUGAAAGGUGAUUACAAAACUGCCGAAGAAUACUACUUGAAAGCUCUGUCAUUGGAGCCAGACAAGAACAAGCAAUGCAAUUUGGCAAUCUGCUUGAUGCGUAUGAACAGAUUUACAGAAGCAAAAUCUCUGCUGCAAGUUGUGAGAGAUUCAUCUGGAAAUAAACCAAUGGAUGAAUCUUAUGUCAAGUCUUUUGAGCGUGCUUGUCAAAUGCUGACCGAGCUAAAGGCACAAUCAGUUUUAAGACCAGUUGAACAGGAUGGGAGAUCUCACAUGUUAUCCAGAAGGCGGGCAGACGGUCGCGAAGAAGAGACUGUAUCUGUUGAUCAAUGGAAGAAAGAUCAUUAUUUCGUAAACCCUUGUGAGAGCAGGUCUAGUUUUUCCAGCAGAAUCAAGGAAAAUCAGGGUGGUAUACUGGGAGCAGAAACAACUUUGAAUGUGAAGACAUUUUUUUCUCCAGCUCCUGCUAUUUGGGAUCCAGAAGUUCAAUUUUCUCAACCAAAAAGAUCUGCAUGGGGAUUUAAUGGUGGACACCCGAGGAGGGAAAUAUGGGGACGUAAAGUUGGAAGUUCAAAUGAAAAACUCUCAUUUGACCAAUGUCCAAGAACAGAAAACGUGCGAGCCAAUGCUGUUAGAAGUCUCAAUGAAGAUUUUCUAGCUUCAACUGUUGGAAAGUCAGAAGUAGCAUUUCACAACUCGGUCUCUAGUUUGUCUUCACCAAUUAGCAGAGAUUCGAGGAGGCCCCAAGGAGAUGCAGCAGUACGAUCUGUUCUGCAACCUAUAUCACGUGGAAAUUGGAAGCAUACCUCUCGGGUGAAUGAUGACUGUUUCCAACUGAAAGACAAAGCCACGGUGGUCAGUUCUUCAAUGUACAGUUGUGGUAAGAAAAGUUGGGCAGAUAUGGUCGAAGAAGAAGAACAACAACAGUUGCUUAGCUCUGAAUACUUUGAAAACAACGAAAACCUGAAUAGUAACAUACCCCCUGAAAGUCAUUGUCUGCAAACUCAAGUGAAAAGUCUGGGUCCAAAGCUUGAAUCAGUUGAUCUCAAAGACAAAAAUGUUAUAUCCGGAAAUGCUGGUUCACCAAGGAACUCUGCAGUGCGCCGUUCUUUGCGCUUUGAUCAGCAGCAGGAGCGAGAAUCAGUGGAUUACAUCAGUUCAUCAUCCCCAGUUCCGAAGGCGGGCAGGAGAAAAAGGUUGCAGAGUUUCCAGGAUAUAACUGAAUUUCAAGAUAGUCCAUGAGGAGUCAGUAUCAGUCUUAUAUUUGCAGUAUCAGGUUGGAGAAUUUCUGUAUGGUUUUAUUCUCAGUGUGACAUUUUU